UUCUUUUUUUUUCCUGACGGGCUCGCCAAGGUUUUUUUUUUCUAAACUCUUCUUUUAUCGAUGUAUUAUUUAUUUUUAUGAUUGUUUGAGGCUGACAGUCAAACCAGGGCGGACGAACUGCGUCUUGACGGGGGGAGAGCUCGGACUUCUUUGGCUGUGGGGGCGCGAGAGAAAACACACCACGCACCAAAACAUUGUCCUUUCUGUCACUUCUCUUCUUUUUUGGGGGGGGGGGGAGGAGGUGGUGGUGGUGGGGGGCUCCAGCGACUUUAAACCAGGAACCCGCUUGUGAGCUUUCUUCCCCCCGCUGAGGAUGAGAGGAAAUUAGACGUGUUGAUCGAGGCUUUGAGCUUGUUUUACUGGGAUUUAUUUUGGCUGUGGCGAGCAAAGACCCGGAGCGGAGCCGGAGCUGCGCGUAAAGAAAAAAAAAAGAAAGAAAAAAAAAAGCGAAAGAGGUCUUUCCUCCGCUCUCCUCAUCUACGUCGCCACCCGGCUACAGUUCUGUCUGCGUGUCUGCGUCUUCCCUCCCUCUGUCCAUCUAUUUUUCUCCAUUUGUUUCCAUGUUGUAGGUCCGUGCGAUUUAGCUAAAAUGCAUCAUCAACAGCGGAUGGCAGCUUUGGGCACGGACAAGGAACUGAGCGACUUGCUGGAUUUUAGCGCGAUGCGAAACAGCGAUUUGAAAAUGUUCCCAUCAUCCAUGAUGUUUUCCCCUCCUGUUAGCAGUGGAAAGAAUGGACCGACUUCCCUGGGGAGUGGACAUUUCUCCGGCUCAAAUAUGGAGGAGAGAACGAGUGCGGGCUCAUGGGCGAGUGGAAGUCGCUCUUCGAAGAGCUAUGCAGAAGGUUCUCAGUACGUCACGUCGCACGACAGCCUGUCACCUCCUUACGCUAACUCCAGGCUAGCAGGUAAAACAGAGAGGAAUUCAUAUUCAUAUGGCAGAGAAUCAAACCCGCACUGCCACCAGUCAUUAUUGGGCGGUGAGAUGGCAUUGGGGAGUCCCGGCGCCACUUCGCCCACCAAGCCGCCCGGUCAGUACUACCAGCAUUACGGCGGCAACCCCCGCAGGAGACUACUGCAUAUGGACUCCAUGGAAAUCCACCCCAAAAAAGUCCGCAAGGUUCCGCCGGGCUUGCCAUCCUCAGUUUACGCUCCAUCUGCCAGCACAGCCGACUACAACAGGGAUUCGCCGGGCUAUCCCAACUCCAAACCGACGAGUUCUGGCUUCCCAAGUUCAUUUUUUAUGCCAGAUGGUCACCACAGCGGCGAACCCUGGAGCAGCAGUAGCGGCAAUCUCAGCCAACAGGGUUACCACGGCAGCAUGUUAGGAGGCGGGAACGCCGCCCACGGCCCCUCCCAGAGCUCCUCCUACUGUGGCGUUCACCCUCACGACAGACUGAGCUACCCAGCGCAUUCAUCAGCAGACAUCAACUCCAGCCUUCCGCCCAUGUCCAGCUUCCACCGAGGAGCAGGCGGCGGGGGCGGGGCUAAUCACUACAGCACCGCCUCUUGCUCCACCGCUCCCACCAACGGCACAGACAGCAUUAUGGCUAACCGAGCACAGAGCGGCGCAGCCAGUAGCUCCCAGACAGGAGACGCCUUAGGGAAAGCGCUAGCCUCGAUCUACUCCCCAGACCACACAAACAACAGCUAUUCCUCCAAUCCCUCAACUCCGGUGGGCUCCCCGCCCACCCUCACAGCCGCCAGUUCAGCUGUCUGGUCCAGGAACGGCGGGCAGGGAGCAUCGUCGCCAAACUAUGAGGCUCCACUGCACUCGCUGCAAAGUCGCAUCGAGGACCGUUUGGAGCGCCUGGACGACGCCAUUCACGUACUGCGAAGCCACGCUGUCGGCCCAUCAACGGCCAUGAGCGGCGGGCACGGCGACAUGCACGGCCUGAUCGGGGCCGCGCACACCCACAACGGCGCCAUGGGCUCCCUGGGAAGCGGCUACGGGACGGGACUGCUGUCGGGCAACAGACACUCGCUCAUGGUGAGCUCUCACAGAGAAGACGGCAGUAUGGGUCCUUUACGUGGUGGUCACUCGAUGGCGGCAAGUCAGGUGCCUCAGCUGCCGGCUCAGUCGGCCACUUCGCCAGACCUCAGCCAACCUGAUCCUUACCGCGCUCUAUCUGGAGGCCUUCAGGGCCAGAGCACCUCUUCCAUCAGCUCAGAGAUCAAGUCCGAGGAUGAGGGCGAUGAGAACCUCCUGCAAGACUCCAAGCCUUUGGACCCCAAGAAGGAAGACAUUGACAGCAAGGAUCUCAAAGGAAUUGAUAGGUCAAGAUCUAGCAACAACGACGAUGAGGACCUGUCUCCGGAGCAGAAGAUGGAGCGGGAGCGGGAAAGGAGAAUGGCCAACAAUGCUCGCGAGCGCUUGCGAGUACGCGACAUCAACGAGGCGUUCAAGGAACUCGGCCGGAUGGUGCAGUUGCACUUAAAGAGCGAUAAGCCGCAGACCAAGUUACUAAUCCUUCACCAGGCCGUGGCGGUCAUCCUCAGUCUGGAGCAACAAGUCAGAGAGAGAAACUUGAACCCGAAGGCGGCCUGCCUGAAACGCCGCGAGGAGGAGAAAGUCACCGUGGCAUCGGACGGGACUCCCCUGUCGCUCGCCGCCGCGCACCACGCCGCCAUGGGCGAUGGCGCGAACCCAUUGGGACAAAUGUAAAACGCAGCAACAUCUUCUCCCCCCCCCCCAUUGAUGGUCCAAGGUGCCCGAGUUCAUCAAAAUGAUGAGUGACCACUUCCUCUGACAGUGUUUCCACGACACCCCCAGUAAUCAAUCAAACCCACCGUCGCUUGGCCAAACCAAUCAAGAUUCUCCGGACCAAUCGGAUGAGCCUUAGGGGCUUUCCUCCGUGUUCUAAUCUUCCUCUUCGACUUUGCCUCCCUUUUCUUUCAAGAAAACAAACCCCGCGCCGUCACGAACUCCUGCUUUUGUGGAGACGCCCGCGGAUGUUGUCAUGAAGUUACUGCAAGGGGAAAGAAAACCUACGACCAAUCAUUUAUGAAAUUCUACUUUUACAGAAAGCACCAUUCCCGGUUUUAAGAACAUUGGGCUCUAUCAAAUCUGUGUAGUGCAGUAUAUGUACAAAUAUAGAG
Messenger RNA from Hippocampus zosterae (dwarf seahorse), 3096 nucleotides. RefSeq names its product transcription factor 4-like. The coding region runs from base 590 to 2662 and encodes 690 amino acids. The record is from RefSeq and is a predicted model, not a curated record. The transcript has 20 exons. Gene Ontology annotation, cellular component: transcription regulator complex. NCBI's taxonomy places the organism in Eukaryota, Metazoa, Chordata, Actinopteri, Syngnathiformes, Syngnathidae. Gene Ontology annotation, biological process: regulation of transcription by RNA polymerase II. Gene Ontology annotation, molecular function: DNA-binding transcription factor activity, RNA polymerase II-specific; protein dimerization activity; RNA polymerase II cis-regulatory region sequence-specific DNA binding.